GCUUUGCGGUAACACGGCUCUGCGUCCGCGCCGCGUAUUACGUAUGUGCCAGUAAAAAUGGAGUCCAAAUUAAAUUACAAAGACACUCGCAUACAGGACAGUGAUAAAACCAAUAUAAAUCUGACGACACCGUUCUCAAUAAACGACAUUCUGACUAGAGAGAAUGAAUCCAAGUGCAAUUUUGAAAAUGGAAUGUUUUGCUCGGACGCGUUCGGCGGGAAAAUGAAAUGUCACAAACCGGCCAGUUACAAUAAAGACGAUUAUAAGAAAGAGGCCACUGAAAAGAGUAUGAAUUACUACGACGAUAAUUAUAAGGAUUACACUGAUGAUGGAGCCAUUGAUAUGUCUAGGAAGAAUAAUUUCCCAGUCACAGAAUUAUCCGAUGACUACGACUCCCGCUCGUCCAACACUGGCUCUCCGCGACGUCACUCCUCCCCCUCCUGCGACGGCUACCGGCCCUUCAUACAGUACGACAGGAAGUGCAGCACCCCCACAGACUCUAGACACGGGUACAUGGAGUACACACAGAACAGCGGGCGCAAGAAACGCUCCAGGGCCGCCUUCUCCCACGCUCAGGUGUACGAGCUGGAGAGGAGAUUCAGUCAACAGAGGUAUCUAUCGGGACCAGAGCGCGCUGACCUCGCCGUCAGUCUGAAACUGACGGAGACGCAGGUCAAGAUCUGGUUCCAGAACCGACGGUACAAGACUAAGAGGAAACAGAUGCAGUUACAAGAGAGCGGCUUACUAGCGAACCACGCGAGGAAGGUGGCUGUGAAGGUGCUGGUUAACGGACAGCUCCCGGACAUUAAGGCGUACCAAGCACCGUGCAAGAACCCAGCACUGUUCCCGCCACCGGUGCUUGAUAACUCGAUAAUAAAGCACUUCGCCGGCGUCUACGAUUUUGCUAAGAAUCCCGAAUACAAGGCGCUCCUGCAAGAGUCCUACAACCAGGCUGUGUUACAAUCGCUGUACGCUCCGCACUUGGGGGUAAAUUACCCGAAUUUACCCUUAUCGUAUAUGUAUUACCCCGGACAUCCAGCGUUCGGGAUGCCGUGCGACAUGAAUGGGGAGACUAGCGACAAGUACGGGGGUAACAGGGGUAACGGGGGUAACAAAGGUAACGAGGCUAACAAGGGUAACGAUAAAUGCAAACCAAUGGACGUCAACGAGAAUAGCAACGAUAGUGUUGCGAGCAACAUAGAAGUCGAAAAUUAAAACAUACGUUACAAUAGGUACCUAAUAGUCUUAUUAAAUAUAUAUAUAUAUUAGUCACACGCGUCGGCCAUUUUGUUUGUUGUGAUCCCGUAUACGUUGUUAUAUGAUUUUAAUAAAUAAGGCGAAUAGAGAAAUUUUAAUAUGAAUAAAAAAAUGAAUAAAAAUUAUAUAAUGAGAAUUAGGUAAAAAUUGGCACUGGUUAUUAAUUGUAUUUAAUUUAUUUUUAAUCUAUGAAACCAGUAUUAUUAUUUUUCUUUUUAUGAAAUUUCACCAAAGAGUUCGUCAGUCAGUUUGUUGGCUUUGUGUUUAUUGUAAAUACUGUUUUUAUUCUAUAUAAGAUUGUUUCUAGCACAUUAUGUAAAUAAUUAGCUGUCAAAGUUUAAUAAAUAAGAUAUUUAGUUGA
This is a messenger RNA of Danaus plexippus (monarch butterfly), 1618 nucleotides long. Its product is annotated as homeobox protein bagpipe-like. The record is from RefSeq and is a predicted model, not a curated record. Gene Ontology annotation, cellular component: nucleus. Gene Ontology annotation, molecular function: RNA polymerase II cis-regulatory region sequence-specific DNA binding; DNA-binding transcription factor activity, RNA polymerase II-specific. Bases 58 to 1215 code for a protein of 385 amino acids. NCBI's taxonomy places the organism in Eukaryota, Metazoa, Arthropoda, Insecta, Lepidoptera, Nymphalidae. The transcript has 2 exons. Gene Ontology annotation, biological process: regulation of transcription by RNA polymerase II; cell differentiation.